AUGUCUUCCAGUUGGCAAUCUCAUCCACCUUAUUCCAAUACAAAGAAAGAUGAUGAUUUAAUAAAAUAUCAUGCAUCAUGUUAUUGUGGUUUAAUUCAAUAUGUUAUUUAUGAUGAAUUUCCAGUUGAUUCAACUUAUUGUCAUUGUCAUGGAUGUCAAAUAUUACAAGGAGCACCAUAUCAAUGGGCGUGUAUAUUUCCAAAAACAUCAUUAUAUUUUACAUCAGGUUUAGAUUCAUUAGAAUUUUACAAUAAUAGUGAAAAUACACAAAAUCAUAUAUUACCAUGCAAAGUUCGUUGUAAACAAUGUUCUUCACCAUUGGCUGAUGAAGGACGUCGAAUGUGGUUAGCAUUUCCACAAACAUUUAAAGAAUUUCGUGCAUCAGAAACCAUUCGAGAGAAAUUAAAACCAUCAUGUCAUAUAUUUUAUGGACAAAGAACAAUUUUGGGUGAUUUUUUAAAAGGUGAUGGCUUACCAAAAUUUGAAGCACAUAAAAAUAAAUCAAAACAAAUUUUAGAUGAAUAA
Molecule: messenger RNA, 525 nt
Organism: Adineta steineri
Lineage: Eukaryota; Metazoa; Rotifera; Eurotatoria; Adinetida; Adinetidae
Source: the annotation of a GenBank genome assembly